This is a messenger RNA of Aureobasidium subglaciale EXF-2481, 1184 nucleotides long. RefSeq lists its product as uncharacterized. Bases 194 to 751 code for a protein of 185 amino acids. The transcript is spliced from 2 exons. NCBI's taxonomy places the organism in Eukaryota, Fungi, Ascomycota, Dothideomycetes, Dothideales, Saccotheciaceae. The record is from RefSeq and is a predicted model, not a curated record.
UUGGACGUGUAUGCACUGUGGCUGUGGGAAGUAAGCUUCUGAUAUAUGUGGGAACAAGAGCAAGGGUAGAUAGCAAUACGUUCCCCGGGUUCAUUACCGAGUGCUUUGUCUGCAGCACUUCAACAGUUGCAGGUGGGAAUGGCGAUCGCGUUCUCUUUACUAGCAUGGCCCGGACAACGGCGUUAACAUCAAUAUGUCACCAGCCCGCGUAAUGAGCAUGGGCAAGGUUUUGAGGGUCAAGAGAUUGGUAAGGCCAGCCGUACCGAGUAAACCACUGUCUAUGGGCGAUGUUCCAAUUGAGGACAGUCUCAGCGGCGGUAUUGUCAUUGCGGCGCCACGCACGGUCACGAACACUGGUCUCUCUAGCGAGGUUGGCAAGCAUGAGCUCUCCAACAUGCUGCUUAAAAGUGGCGGCGGUGCGAAAGUAGCUCUUGGUAGGGCAACCUACGACUCCCUUCGGACGACAGCCACCUCUGUUGACGUACCACCACACGCUGUGACCGCGAGGAAGGUCACCAACGAAUCUUACAUUGCCAAACUGGGCUUCCAUCUGAGUGUCGUUGUUGAAGGCCUGCACCAGUGUCUCCAGGUACCUGCGGUGCUCAGCGUCUUGAUUGGUGAGCUGGGUACGGCCGGUGGGGUCAGAGGGGCCGUUGCCAUUACCAUCGCUGAGCAGGGUGCUGAGGUCAAGGUCACCAUUUGCAGCGACGGCAAGGAGGUCUUGUGCCGGUUGAGCAAUCUUGUGGCGUAGUUGCGCGCGUCUGGAGUUGCGUGUAAGCAGAAAGAAGACUGCCGGACUCUAAGCUGAGCCAAUAAAUCAAGCCUGCCGAGUUUCUUCUUCCGUCGCGGGCACAUGUCGUUCUCGUACACCGUCGUGACCGCAAUGGUCGGUUUGACAGCCUGGAAUCCUCGACGUAUAGCACCAUGACCACGUGGUAGACUUGCGUACGACUAGGCAGAGGCUACGACCAAGACGGUUGCCUUGCUCAAUAAUUGUCGGGCACAGGAGGUUUCAGAGAUGAGGUGCUCUCUCGAGACUGGUCCAUCUGGAUUUCAAUCGAAAUGAGCUGUAGCAGGACAGCGAACUCGGAUGAUAUCAAACUAGCAGAAGUUUGAGUUGUCAUUUGAGUCAUCACACCCCCCAAUCAAUCACUUCUACCAGGAUGUAGGUUGGAGUAUGCAAG